AUGGAGACGAACCACAUCGACAGCCUCCUGGAGCGCUACCUCGUCCUGCUGGACGAGUACACAGCCUUGCGCGAGCACCUCAGCGGGACUCAGGCGGGCAUGUAUCAGAACAUUGCACGAGCCAACUUCUCCGCGGAGAGGGGUGUCCGUUACGGGCCGGAUUACUACGACGAGCGCAUGCGGGCUUCGAGGACCCUCGAGCUGGCUGUGGAUGACAGGGGUGUCCCCCGCUUUGAGGUUGUCAAGGUUGUGGAGGGGGGUGAUGCUGUGACGGAGCCGAAGAGGGAGAGCACGGAGGCUGCCGCGGCGGCGAAGAAUGAUGAUGAUGAUGUCGAUGAGGCCUCGGGCACGGAGCCGGAAGCGGCGACCUCUGUCGAUGGGCAGCAGACGGAGAAAGAAGCCAAGAAGGAGGAGGAGGAGGAGGAGGAGACGGAGAAAGAGAAGGAAAAGGCGAAGCAAAAGACGAAGAAGAAGAGCAAUGAUCCUCUCCGAUGGUUCGGGAUCCUCGCGCCGAUGCCUUUGAGACAGGCGCAAACGCUCUCGGUGCAGGUCGUGCAGGAAACCAUCCCCCGAUUAGUCUCGGUGGACGCCGAGAUGAAGGAUAUCGAGAUCGAGGUCCGCCGGGCGAGGAAGAGGAGGGCCAAGGCUGAGGCUGCGGCGGCGUUGAAGAGGGCCGAUGUAGAGGAGGGCGCGGAAGCUGUUCGAAGGGAGACGCAAGCUCCAGUGGCUGCUAUUUGA
Colletotrichum fioriniae is the source of this 738-nucleotide messenger RNA. RefSeq lists its product as uncharacterized. Gene Ontology annotation, biological process: vacuolar proton-transporting V-type ATPase complex assembly. Gene Ontology annotation, cellular component: Vma12-Vma22 assembly complex. Lineage: Eukaryota; Fungi; Ascomycota; Sordariomycetes; Glomerellales; Glomerellaceae. The record is from RefSeq and is a predicted model, not a curated record.